Messenger RNA from Rubroshorea leprosula, 1786 nucleotides. Lineage: Eukaryota; Viridiplantae; Streptophyta; Magnoliopsida; Malvales; Dipterocarpaceae. The record is from the annotation of a GenBank genome assembly.
CUUUCACACACAAUCAAAUCAAUCUUCUCCAUCUCAUUCUCUCUUCCUUCCUACCCUAAUGACAAUCCACAUAAACCAUCCAAUUCCAAAGUUUAGAACUUUACCCUUUUGCUAUCAGUUUGCCCAUCUUCUUAUUUAUCUUUGACCAGGGAAACACACACAGGAACAGGGACAGGGAGGGUUCUCUCUCUCUUUCUUUCUUUGCCUUUUUAUUUUGUGGUUUUGUUAGUAGUUAGUAUUAUCUAAUCUCUCUAUCUGGGUAUGGUUUGUUUAAUUGUUAUAUUUUAGGACAGGAAAAAGAAUAUCUAAUCUUAAAUCUAUCAUCCCCAUCUUUACCUCGCUGUCUAAAAAUGUCUCAACAGCAACAAAUUCCAAUUGAGAGGACAAAUGGGCGGUACAACAACAGUAAACAGGCCAUGUCUUCUUCCCCUUAUCCCUCCCCAACUGCCACCUACGAGCAAGUAGCCCAAAGCGCCGACCUUUUCUGGGAAAAGCUCAAAGCUUUUCACAAAUCACUCGGCACCAAAUUCAAGACUCCUACCGUAGGAGGAAAGGCUCUAGAUUUACAUCGACUUUUUGUGGAGGUCACAGCCCGUGGUGGUCUUGAAAAGGUAAUUAGAGAUCGUAAAUGGAAAGAAGUGAUUGAGGUCUUCAAAUUCCCAACAACUAUUACGAGUGCGUCAUUUGUUUUAAGGAAAUACUAUCUGUCAGUUUUGUAUCACUUUGAGCAAGUCUAUUACUUCCACAAACAAGUUUCUUCAAUCUCUACACCUGAUACUGAAAGUAGGAGCCCCAUAAAUGGAUCAGCAAACAUAGUGGAUUACUCCUCUACCAAUCAAUUGACGGGUCAAGUUCCAGAGUUGCCGCUUGGUAGUUCGGUGUCGGGAAUCAUUGAUGGAAAAUUUGACAAUGGUUACCUGGUUACUGUGAAGUUGGGUUCUGAGCAACUUAAAGGUGUCUUGUACCAUAUUCCCCAAAUGCUUCAAGUAUCUCAAAGUUCAAAUACUUCAGGUCUACCACCUCACCAGCGUCGGAAGAGAUCCCGAUUGGCUUUACGGGACCCUUCCCGACCUAAGUCAAAUAGGAGUGGCUAUAAUUUCUUCUUUGCUGAGCACUAUGCUCGGUUAAAACCUAUGUACUAUGGGCAAGAAAAAGCCAUUAGCAAGAAGAUUGGGCAUCUAUGGAACAAUCUAACAGAUGCUGAAAGACAGGUUUAUCAGGAGAAGGGGUUGAAAGACAAGGAGAGAUACAAAAACGAAAUGUUGGAGUAUAGAUCUUCCUACGAUUCAACAGCUCAGUGAUAAGUUCCUUUCGAGCAGGAACUCAGUGGAUUUAAAUCUCAACUUUCUCUUGACUUUGAGUAUGGAUUGCCAUUUGAUUAUCAGAGACACAUUAUCAUGACCAUGAUGAUGUUAAUCCUGGAACAACACCUUAUUUCUGAAGCCUUUGCAGUUUAAUUUGGGCUGAAGUUAUUUAGUCUAUUAAUUAUUGUCCUUUUAUCAUUUUAGUCUAGGAAGUUAGUUGUUUUUUUUUUUUUUUAACUGAUCUAGAAACUUCAAAAAGUAAAUCCAAAUGGUCUAUUUGUCAAAGUUUGUGAGUUUUUCUAAUGAAAAUCUACUUCAAUUCUAUGUGGCACCAAGGAAACACUUCAUGAGUCAAGAAAAUUAGAUUUCAACUCAUAAUUAAACUUUCCUCUCAUUGUGGGCAAUUGAUCAUUUGUCUUUUUCAGUUUUCUGAUCACCGCUUGUUCUAAUUUUCUUGAGUCUAGUAAAUUUUUUAGACUUUA